AUGUUGGAAGCUGUUAUGUCAGACAAUGAAGACAACGUUGCCGUCGAAAGUGAUGCCAGCAUCGAUGAUGAUUACGUUGAAGAAUCUGAUCAUGAUUCAAUGUCAGAGCAGAAUGCUUCAUCGUCAGAAGAAUCUGAGGCAGAAGAGACUGAAACUCAGGAGCGCUUCUUCUUAGCUAAGGAUAAAAUAACUAAGUGGUUCAAAAUCAAGUCUCGAGCCGAUAUGGACGCUGUUCCAGUGCCUCAAGAUAGGACAGCAAUAGCGACUCCCUAUCGCCGCCAGGAGGCUUUUGGAGCUAUCCCGGACACGGCGCCAUGCGGAGCCAACGCAUUUGCGCAUGAUACUCUCUGA
Molecule: messenger RNA, 351 nt
Organism: Parnassius apollo (apollo)
Lineage: Eukaryota; Metazoa; Arthropoda; Insecta; Lepidoptera; Papilionidae
Source: the annotation of a GenBank genome assembly